This is a messenger RNA of Papilio machaon (common yellow swallowtail), 1274 nucleotides long. It is a transcript of the gene Psat1, whose product is annotated as probable phosphoserine aminotransferase. The transcript has 8 exons. Gene Ontology annotation, biological process: L-serine biosynthetic process. Bases 153 to 1250 code for a protein of 365 amino acids. Gene Ontology annotation, cellular component: cytoplasm. The record is from RefSeq and is a predicted model, not a curated record. Gene Ontology annotation, molecular function: O-phospho-L-serine:2-oxoglutarate transaminase activity; pyridoxal phosphate binding. Lineage: Eukaryota; Metazoa; Arthropoda; Insecta; Lepidoptera; Papilionidae.
CAUACCUAUUUGCCCUCAAUGGUCGCUGUGUCUGACCGUCGUAUUUCUAUACCUAACAAAUUAUCUUAUUCGAAACGAAACCAGUCCGGCUUGGUAUUACAAGCGACGCGCUCGUGCACAUUGCAUUGUAACAUAUUUUGAUAAAGUCUAAUAUGGUGAAAAUACACAAUUUCGGCGCCGGCCCGGCAAAAUUACCCGAAGAAGUAUACGAAAUAAUAAAAGAUGAAUUGACCAAUUUCGAUGGCACAGGAAUUAGUUUAUUGGAAACCAGUCACCGUUCGCAAACUUACCUUAAAUUGAAUACAGAAGUACAAGAUGUUGUAAGAAGAUUGUUAAACGUGCCGAGCAACUAUAAGAUCUUGUUCUUGGCGGGUGGGGGUCAGGGCCAGUUCGCAGCGAUACCUCUUAACUUAAUAUCCAGGACAGGGACCGCAGACUAUGUAAUCACAGGUACAUGGUCGGAUAAAGCUGCAAAAGAAGCGAAAAAGUAUGGUAAAGUGAACCUAGUACUACCACCGACGGACCGAUUCACGGGCAUUCCAGACGUAUCCACAUGGAAACUUGACCCUAACGCCUCUUAUGUUUAUAUUUGCACGAACGAAACUGUUCACGGAGUGGAAUUUGACUUCAUACCAGACACAAAGGGCGUACCUUUAGUCGCCGAUAUGUCCUCUAAUUUUAUGUCAAAGAAAAUUGAUGUUUCCAAAUUCGGUGUUAUCUACGGUGGUGCGCAGAAGAACAUUGGCACAGCGGGGGUCACUCUGGUCAUAGUGCGAGAAGAUCUGUUGAAUCAAGCCUUGCCAAUUUGCCCCUCUAUCCUCGACUGGACUGUCACAGCAAAGAAUGAUUCCAUACUUAACACACCACCUAUGUUUGCUAUUUAUGUAAUGGGUCGAGUUCUUCAAUGGAUAGAAAGAAAAGGCGGUUUGGAUAAAAUGGCUGAAAUGGCAACAAAGAAAUCUUCUUUGGUAUACAAAGCUAUAGAAGAGUCUAACGGUUUCUACUACGCUCCGGUUGCUAAGAAUUCGAGGAGUAAGAUGAACAUACCCUUCAGGAUCGGUUCUCCAGAAGGUAAUGAUGUGCUGGAGAAGGAAUUCUUGAAGGGCGCAGAAGCGAGAGGUCUUAUACAGUUGAAAGGACAUCGUAUGGUGGGAGGUAUCCGCGCCUCCACCUACAACGCCGUGACGGUUGAGGAAGUGGAAACACUCGUCAACUACAUGAAGGACUUCCAUAAACAACAUUCCAAGUGAUUUAAUGUAAUAAGUGUAACAUUU